GGUAAUCAGGAAGCCACAGCACCUCCUGACACAAUGGCACAGCCUUACGCCUCGGCUCAGUUUGCUCCUCCUCAGAACGGCAUCCCCGCAGAGUACACCGCGCCCCACCCUCAUCCGACUCCCGACUACACAGGCCAAACCACAGUUCCAGAGCACACAUUAAAUAUGUACCCACCUGCGCAGACGCACUCUGAACCAAACACAAGUGACACAAAUGCACAAACUGUGUCAGGCACAGCCACACAGACAGACGAUGCAGCACAGACCGAUGGACAGCAACAGACACAAUCUUCUGAAAACACAGAAAACAAAUCACAGCCGAAACGGCUGCAUGUCUCAAAUAUACCCUUCAGAUUCCGGGAUCCAGAUCUCAGACAAAUGUUUGGGCAAUUUGGUAAAAUCUUAGAUGUUGAAAUUAUUUUUAAUGAGCGAGGCUCAAAGGGAUUUGGUUUCGUUACUUUCGAAAAUAGUGCUGAUGCCGAAAGGGCGAGGGAGAAAUUACACGGCACCGUGGUAGAGGGCCGUAAAAUCGAGGUAAAUAAUGCGACAGCUCGAGUCAUGACAAAUAAGAAGACAGUUAACCCUUAUACGAAUGGUUGGAAAUUAAAUCCAGUGGUGGGUGCUGUCUAUAGUCCAGAAUUCUAUGCAGGCAGGGUGCUGCUGUGCCAGGCAAACCAAGAGGGAUCUCCCAUGUACAGUGCCCCCAGUUCACUAGUAUACACGUCCACAAUGCCGGGUUUCCCAUACCCUGCCGCUACUGCUGCCGCCGCGUACAGAGGAGCACAUCUCAGAGGCAGAGGCCGCACCGUCUACAACACAUUUCGUGCUGCAGCACCCCCUCCUCCCAUCCCGGCUUAUGGCGGUGUUGUUUACCAGGAUGGAUUUUAUGGUGCAGACAUUUAUGGUGGUUAUGCUGCGUACAGGUAUGCCCAGCCGACCACAGCAACCGCAGCUGCCUACAGUGACAGUUACGGACGACUUUAUGCUGCAGACCCCUACCACCACACACUUGCUCCAGCAACCACCUACGGCGUUGGUGCCGUGAAUGCUUUUGCACCCUUGACUGAUGCCAAGACUAGGAGCCAUGCUGAUGAUGUCGGUCUCGUUCUUUCUUCAUUGCAGGCUAGUAUAUACCGAGGGGGAUACAGCCGUUUUGCUCCAUACUAAAUGACAAAACCCAUAAAAACCCUUCCAAUGUGGGGGAAAAAAAGGAAGCUUUCCGAGGCCUGGGUAUUGCAAUACAUGCAAUAGUGCAUCAUUUUAGCAACUCUAAAAAUAAAAAAAAAUAAAAAAGAGGAAAAAAAUCUACAUUUUUUUAUCUUAUACCUCAGAUAUUUUGUUCUGUGUAUUUUAAUAUCGUGGGUCUUUUCAUUUCCGAACGUUGCAUAGUUCGAUUGCUGGCUGUAGAAGGUUAUUAUUAUUAAAUUAAAUUAUGAUUAAUUAUGAUUAAUUACUCUUAUUUUCAUUGUCGUGGUUGAACUAGAAAGCUGCUAGAAACUAAUUUAUAAAAUAAAAUAAAAUAAAAUCUGUUUGGGGGCCACAAUCAAGACUGCUAUAUCAUGUAAAUGAAUUAUAUAUGCUGAAUAUUAAGCUAUCAGGAUUCCUCACUUGUUUUGUAAGAGUGUUAAAGUGACAUCAGGGUCCCCCCUCCCUCCUGUGCAUCUAACAUUUAUUUUUGUUUUCAAAAGGGGAGGGAAAAGAGGAGAUUUGAGACGGUGGCGAUGGGGGUCCAACACGAUUAAAUCGUAAAGUGGGACCACCACUGCGCACCCAUCGUCCUAUAUCAGCUGUUUUAAAUUAUUCACUAUUUAUUC
Zootoca vivipara (common lizard) is the source of this 1814-nucleotide messenger RNA. RefSeq names its product RNA binding fox-1 homolog 1 (gene RBFOX1). The record is from RefSeq and is a predicted model, not a curated record. Lineage: Eukaryota; Metazoa; Chordata; Lepidosauria; Squamata; Lacertidae. Gene Ontology annotation, biological process: nervous system development; regulation of alternative mRNA splicing, via spliceosome. Gene Ontology annotation, cellular component: cytoplasm; nucleus. Gene Ontology annotation, molecular function: mRNA binding.